CACAUCGCUCACUCCGUCACUCGCUCCUCCUCCACUCCUCGCCUUCCUCGGUCGCAUCAAGAACACGAGCAGGAAGGAGAAGAGGAGGAGUCCUAUCAGAGCCAGACAGCCAAUCAGUAUCUGUACCAUUACCGUUCGGGCACCAGAUUACCAAAAUCCUGCAGAGGGGAAUGGCGCCGAGCAGCUACGAGAUGGCGGCUUCCACCCUGCUGUGCGGCGAGGACAGCAGCAGCAUCCUGGACCUCGAAGCGGGGGGCCAGGAGGAGGAGGAGGAGGUGCUGCUGGCGCGGAGCAGGACGCGCGGGGAGCCCAGCGUGGUCUUCCCCGUGCCGUCCGAGGAAUGCGUCGCCGGUUUCGUGGAGGCGGAGGCGGCGCACAUGCCGCGGGAGGACUACGCCGAGAGGCUGCGCGGCGGGGGCACGGAUCUCCGCGUCCGGACGGACGCCAUCGACUGGAUUUGGAAGGUUCACGCGUACUACGGUUUCGGCCCUCUCACCGCCUGCUUGGCCGUCAACUACCUGGACCGCUUCCUCUCGCUCUACCAGCUUCCGGAAGGCAAGUCUUGGACGACGCAGCUGCUGUCCGUGGCGUGCUUGUCCCUGGCUGCCAAGAUGGAGGAGACCUACGUUCCUCCGUCUCUGGACCUGCAGCAGGUCGGGGACGCGCGGUACGUGUUCGAGGCGAAGACGGUGCAGAGGAUGGAGCUGCUGGUCCUCAGCACGCUCAGAUGGAGGAUGCGAGCGGUCACCCCCUUCUCGUACAUCGACUACUUCCUCCACCGGCUCAAAGACGGCGGUGCGCCGAGCAGACGCGCCGUCCUCCGAUCCGCGGAGCUCAUCCUGCGCGUCGCGAGAGGAACGUGCUGCCUGGGUUUCAGGCCCUCGGAGGUCGCCGCGGCUGUCGCCGCCGCCGUGGCCGGCGAGGAGCACGCCGUGGAUAUCGACAAGGCUUGCACCCACCGCGUGCACGAGGAGAGGGUGUCGCGAUGCCUCGAAGCGAUCCAGGCCACCGUGGCCCUGCUGGCGCCUGCACAGCCGCUGAAAGCUGAAGGCCCGAGCAGCGGCCGCAGCAGAGCCUCUUCCUCCUCUGCCACCGUGCCGCGGAGCCCGACCGGGGUGCUGGACGCUGGCUGCCUCAGCUACAGGAGCGACGACGCGGCUGCGGCUGCGGCUGCCUCGCACGCGAGCUCCGCCUGGCGCGACGAGGACGGCGACUGCUCCCCGGCUGUUUGCAGCAAGAGGAGGAAGACUAGCAGAUGAUGAUUAGUACACACCAGUGAUGGAGAUGGAAGGAUCGAUCGAAAAGCCCAUUCCGCGCGCUGAUCAGUGAUCGUCGAUCUCCUUGACAGAAAGUCAAGUGGUUUUGAUCGCACUGACCGAAGAGUCUGGUCUGCUCUGGGAGCUUUUGACUCCGGUUUGAAUCGAAGUGCCUGUAAGCCAGGCAAAGGAGGCGCAAGCGCAACCAAAAGCAGGACAUUUUGGACAUGGCGGUCCAGCAAAGAUCACGCUCCUCUGAAUGCAGGGUGCUAGUAGAAAUGUACCAAAGGAAGGGGAAAAAAAGGAGCAAAGGUUUUGAAGGUUGACAAAGCUGAGACGGGACGGGACGACCAAACUAAAGGCAGCUCGACGAUGACGGGGACGAGGCGAUGCUGGUGACAUCAGGCAUGCGAAGUAGCUAUAGCCGCGUAGUUUGCUUUGUUCUGUAAUUUCCCGACCAUUUUCCAUUUGUAAAAGAGAGAGAGAGAGAGAGAGAGAGAGAGAAUGCAAAAAAGAGAGGAAAAGAACAAUUCAAUUCUUGCGUGACAAAUUGAAAAUAGCGGUUAACCAA
Molecule: messenger RNA, 1827 nt
Organism: Zea mays
Lineage: Eukaryota; Viridiplantae; Streptophyta; Magnoliopsida; Poales; Poaceae
Product: cyclin-D4-1
Exons: 6
Coding region: 171-1259 (362 amino acids)
Source: RefSeq, a predicted model, not a curated record